This is a messenger RNA of Plenodomus lingam JN3, 1773 nucleotides long. RefSeq lists its product as uncharacterized. Gene Ontology annotation, biological process: cell wall organization; carbohydrate metabolic process. Gene Ontology annotation, molecular function: glucan endo-1,3-beta-D-glucosidase activity. Gene Ontology annotation, cellular component: cell surface; extracellular region; fungal-type cell wall. The record is from RefSeq and is a predicted model, not a curated record. Lineage: Eukaryota; Fungi; Ascomycota; Dothideomycetes; Pleosporales; Leptosphaeriaceae.
AUGGCAAGUUUGGCCAUGCUUGAAGAUUGGGCAAUCACUAUGUGGCACUGGAUUCGUGCUCUGCGUUCAUCAUUAACCCUUGACCUUACCAUGAUGCCCAGUUCUGAGCUUGUCGUGACGCAAAACUCACAAAAGGCCGACACGGCGAAAGGAGAGUUAGACGAGAUCAAACGUGGUGCAACACAUGCACUCCUAUCUAAAUCGAAGAGGAGCCAACGCAGCCCCCUUGACAGCAACCCCCUGCGCACCGUUUCAGACAACAGGGGCAGCGAGGCUGAAACGAGACCAGUCAAGCACUACCUAGUUACUAGGUUUCCUCAUGUCAUUCAGGCCAAUCAAACUGGCUCCACACCAGGCUUUAGUUUGGGGUACGGGGUCAAAGCAUGGCCCCUGGGUGAAUGGCCAUAUGGGCUCGGAUCUGCAGCAUCGACCCCCACGUCAAACCUCAAACACGAAUCACUUUCCCCUUACUCACCCCUUCUCUUGUUCCCUUCUCCUUUCUUUGUCACAUUGCCCUUCUUCACACUCGCUUACUACAAGUCUAUCCUGAUCAUGAGAUUUACAUCUGCAUUUGCGCUGGCGGCAGCUACCAUCAGCGGAGCCAUUGCGCAGGACACUUUCCUUCUCGGUUUCAACUCCGGCGCCUCCGACGACAAGGGUAACGCAAAGUCGCAGGCAGACUUCGAAAGAGAGUUCAGGACGGCCAAAGAACUGCAAGGCGCGCCCGGCAACUUCAGCGCAAUCCGCCUGUACUCGAAUGUGCAGUGGGAAACCACCGACACGCCCAUCAGUGCUUUCGCAGCUGCCAUAGCCACCAACACCCGUCUGCUCCUCGGCAUCUGGGCAUCUGGCACCGACAGCAUCGACAAUGAACUGAAGGCGUUGGAAGCGGCUGUGGAGGAGCACGGCACGCGCCUGACUGAUCUCAUCAUCGGUCUCUCGGUCGGAAGUGAGGACCUUUACCGUGACUCGGAGCCUGGACGUCGUAACAAGGCCGGAGUGGGUAACACGGCCGAUGUCAUCGUCAACUUUAUCAAGACGACUCGCGAGCGUCUCGCAAACACGCCUCUGCGUGACGUUAAAAUCACACACGUCGACACAUGGACUGCCUGGGUCAACGAGUCAAACAAGGCCGUCGUGGACGAGAUUGAUUUUGUCUCGGUCAACAAUUUCCCUUUCUACCAGGCAGAGCAAGAUAACAAGAUUGAAAACGCGGCCGAGCUGAUGGGCAGUGCGAUUGCGGCAACUGAGGGCGUCGCAAAAGGAAAGGACGUCUGGAUCACAGAGACUGGCUGGGCAUACAGUGGCCCCUCAUUUGGAGCCGCAGUAUCAUCAGUCGACAACGCGGCUACCUACUGGCGAGACGUCGGUUGCGCGCUUUUCGGCAAGUACAACGUAUUCUGGUACACUCUGCGAGACGCGAACCCAGCCAACAAGGUCAAAUUCGCCAUCACCGACAACCUCUCGACAGAGCCGCGCUUUGAUUUAUCAUGUCCUGAGCGAAACGACCUACCUGAUACACAACCCGCCAACUUGACCGACGUCAUCAACAGCCCUAACAACACAUCCAGCGGAAACGAGACCUCGCAAGGCACUACUGGCGGCAGCUCUGGCAGCGGCUCUGGCAGCAGCUCUGGCAACAGUACUGGUGGCAGCAGCACCGGUGGCAGCAAUACUGCAGGCGCAAGUACAGGAGCUGCCUCGUCCUUGGCGGUGCAUAGCACGACCGUGCUACUUUCGGCGAUUGCCGCUUUCACGAUCUGGGCAUUGUAG